UUGUCGCACCGCCCUUCUUUGACGACAAGCGAGACCCCCCAAUCUCUCUCUCUCUCUCUCUCUCUCUCUCUCUCUCGUCCUUUUGGGUCUUCGGGAUCAGGCCUAGAAGGAGCAUUUGAUGGAUGAUGACUGUUCCUAUGGAUAGUUCACCUGCUCCCUCUUCGCGGGAGCUUGCAGAGAACCUUUACAAGAAGAAUAUCGAAUUGGAGAAUGGUCUGCGUAGAUCAGCCCAGUCAAAAGUUCCUUCGGAUCCUAAUAUAUGGCUUCAAAUGCGUGAGAACUAUGAGACCAUCAUUCUUGAAGACCAUGACUUCUCUGAGAAGCACGAGAUAGAGUAUGUUCUUUGGCAAUUGCACUAUAGAAGAAUUGAGGAGUUCCGCUCACACAUCAAUGCUGCAGUUUCCUCCGGUUCUGCUACAUCACAAGGCGUCAAAAGCAAUGCCCGUGUAGAUCGAAUUAAGAGGAUUCGAUCUUCUUUUAAAAGUUUUCUUUCGGAAGCAACAGGAUUUUAUCAUGACCUGAUACUGAAAAUUAGAGCCAAGUAUGGUCUGCCACUGGGCUACUUUCCGGAGGGCCCUGAGAAUCAAAUUCUUCCAAUAAAAGAUGAAAAGAAAGUGGCCGAGACAAAGAAAGGGUUGACGUCUUGCCACAGAUGUCUGAUAUAUUUGGGAGACCUUGCUCGUUACAAGGGUUUGUAUGGAGAAGGCGAUUCCAUCAGCCGUGACUAUGCUGCCGCGUCUAGUUAUUAUAUGCAGGCUGUUUCUCUCUGUCCAUCCAACGGCAAUCCUCAUCAUCAGCUUGCAAUUUUAGCAUCUUAUUCUGGAGAUGAGCUAGCGGCUAUCUAUCGAUACUUUCGGAGCUUGGCGGUGGAUAGUCCUUUUUCAACAGCUAGGGACAACUUGAUCAUUGCAUUUGAGAAGAACCGUCAGAAUUAUUCUCAGUUGCCCGGUAACCUCAAAGUUCCUUCAGCAAGGACAUUGCCUGCACGACCAGCCGGGAGAGGCAGAGGAAGAGGAAAUACAAGGCUUGUGGCAAAAGAUACCAAAACAGAAACAACUCCUGUUAAAGAGCGCGAGAAUAGUAUUCCUGAAGUAUUCAAAGCCUUUUCAACUCGUUUUGUUCGACUUAAUGGCAUCCUCUUCACGAGGACAAGCUUGGAGACAUUUGGAGAGAUAUUCGCCUCAGUAGUCAUUGACCUGCAAGAGCUCCUUUCUUCUGGUCCUGAAGAGGAUCUUAAUUUUGGUUCAGAUGCUGCUGAAAAUGCCCUUCUUAUCGUGAGGCUUAUCGCCAUCCUCAUCUUCACAGUCCAUAAUGUGAAGAGGGAGUCGGAAAGCCAGUCAUAUGCUGAGAUUUUGCAGCGCACAGUGCUUCUUCAGAAUGCAUUUACAGCUGCCUUUGAGUUUGUUGGACACAUUCUUAAAAGAUGUAUGCAGCUGCAUGAUGCUGCAUCGAGCUUCUACUUGCCGGCCCUUCUGGUCUUCAUUGAAUGGCUUGCAUGUCAUCCGGAUAUCGCAGCCAGCUCUGAUAACACCGAGGAAAAACAAUCUAAUGCAAGAUCAUUUUUUUGGAAUCAAUGCUUAUCCUUUAUGAACAAGCUUAUUCUCACCGGCCUCGCUUCUAUUGAUAUUGAUGAGGAUGAGACUUGCUUCUCUGACAUGAGUAGGUAUGAUGAGGGUGAAACUGAUAAUAGGCUUGCAUUGUGGGAGGACUUUGAAUUGAGAGGAUUCUUGCCCUUAAGGCCGGCUCAACUUAUUUUGGACUUUUCAAGGAAGCAUGCAUUUGGGAGUGAUGCAAGCACAAGGGAAAAAGGAGCCCGUGUUCAGAGGAUUCUGGCGGCUGGUAGGGCUCUUAUGAAUGUAGUUCAAGUUGAUCAAAAGAGGAUAUACUUUGAUCCCCACUCGAAGAAGUUCAUAAUGGGUGUGGAACCUCCAAUUUAUGAAGAAGUUUCAGAGUCAGUUGUUACUAAACAAGGGAGUGAACUUGAGGGCACCAUCGACCUUGGGGCAAAACAGUCAAAGAGUCAGUUGCUUUUUGAAGGAGAGGAAGAUGAGGAAGUUAUUGUUUUCAAACCUACAGUUGCUGAAAAGCUCGAUAGUGUAGCUACUUCCAUAUUACCUCCUAAUGAAUUUGUACAGCCUGUCCAAAUGUCUAAUGCUGGUUGGCCAAUGUACAGUACUCCAUUUUCUGCUCCUCUGAACAAUGUUCAGAUGCCAGCUAUUUCAAAUAUCAGUUCUUAUAUGAACACCACCGAAGCAAAUAUCUCCCAACUUCCUCCACGUUACGUCAGUCCGGAUCAUCCUAAAUGGUUAAUCGAGCAACGGGUUUCCUUAUCUGAUGAACUGAAGAACUUGAACAUCAUUGGUGAUGGACACUUGGCCGAACAAAAGUUACAGAGAGGCUUGAGUGGGCUUCACCAGCCUCUUGGGUUUGCACCUCAAGUUUCUGCUAUGGCUAGUGGGCCUACUUCCGCUAUGUUAACUAAUCAGAUUAAAGCUUCUGAACUGGCUAUAUCAUCUAUGCUCGAUACUGUGGUGCCGUCAGGUAUAACCACUGAUAAGUUUGCAGCCGCACUGCCAACACCACCUAGGAAAAAUCCUGUCAGCCGUCCCGUUAGGCACAAUGGGCCACCUCCGGGGUUCAGCCCUGUUCCGUCGAAACAACAUGAGAAUCCCAUUUCAAAUUCAGUUACGAAGGAUCCAUACCCUCAAAUCGAUGACUAUAGAUGGCUGGAUGGGUAUCAACCAUCAUCAGCUAAAGGCAUGGGGAUAGAGAACCCAAUCAACCAUGUUUCAUAUAUGUAUCCAACUGUUACUGCUACUAGUAGUAAUGCCUAUAGCGGCUCUAUCAGCUUCCCUUUUCCUGGGAAGCAGGUCUCUGCUGUUCAGACUGAGGCAGUAGAUGAGAAACAGUGGCAAGAUUUCAAGCUUUUCGAGCAGAUGAAACCAUAUGCAGAACAUCAGCUUCAGCAAAUGAAUCCACAACACGCUCUGCUGCCGGAGCAGCAGCCAGGGCAAUCUCUGUGGUCGGGGAGGUACUUUGUGUGAGAUACUGUAUCAAGAAGAUUACAGUUGCUGGAAAUCUGUUUCAGUAAGUUGGCCUGCAGUAUGGUGCCUAUGGAAUUUCGUCCCCAACCUUAGCAGCCCUUUAAAUACUGUCAAGUUUCUUUUGGAGCAUGGAUGGUCUAUCGGAGCAUUGCAAGUGCUACCAUCAUAUUCAGGUGUGACAAGGACUCCCCGACUUGAAGGGCGGAAGGGAUCUACUGGGGGGGUUUUGAUGGCGGCGAAUCUCUUACAACAUGUUCACUUUAGUGCUCUACUCUAGAGGCUUAUCCUGAAUGAAGCUUAAAUGGUGGUUUGCGUCGCGCCCAACUUGAACCGUAGAGAUGCUUUCCAUCUUAUGCUUCACUUCAUCUCUCCAUUAGGAUGCGUCUAUCUGUGAUCGGUAUAUCUAAAGGUGGAAUUGGUGCUGCUCGGGAAAAAUUCAGUGUAUCGGAGGAGUGGAAAGAGGAUGAUUAGCGUGAUGAUGGUUAUUAUGGCGGCGAAAAGGCAUUUCAUUUGCUAGCUAUAUAUUUUCAUCAAGCAUUAGUAUGUCAUGACCAAUCAUGUGAUACCCUUAGGCUAACCUUGUUCGAUAUGUGAUUGGUCUCGUUGCAUAUCGCGUUUUCCUGUCGUUUCGAUUGGUUGAAGUGUCUGUCGGUAAAAUAGUUUGCAUUAGUGUCUUGCUGUCUUGCUGUCUAUAAUAAUGUGCUACCGUACACCUCGAAUAAUUGUGUGCUUAAUAACACUACGGAGUGGUUUCAGAUUGUCUAUUUUAUGCAUUUAA
Ananas comosus (pineapple) is the source of this 3822-nucleotide messenger RNA. Its product is annotated as protein SMG7. Gene Ontology annotation, biological process: nuclear-transcribed mRNA catabolic process, nonsense-mediated decay. The transcript has 8 exons. Gene Ontology annotation, cellular component: telomerase holoenzyme complex. Gene Ontology annotation, molecular function: telomeric repeat DNA binding; protein binding; telomerase RNA binding. Lineage: Eukaryota; Viridiplantae; Streptophyta; Magnoliopsida; Poales; Bromeliaceae. The record is from RefSeq and is a predicted model, not a curated record. Bases 123 to 3044 code for a protein of 973 amino acids.